Capronia coronata CBS 617.96 is the source of this 5250-nucleotide messenger RNA. RefSeq names its product DNA-directed RNA polymerase I subunit RPA1. NCBI's taxonomy places the organism in Eukaryota, Fungi, Ascomycota, Eurotiomycetes, Chaetothyriales, Herpotrichiellaceae. Bases 1 to 5250 code for a protein of 1749 amino acids. Gene Ontology annotation, biological process: DNA-templated transcription. Gene Ontology annotation, molecular function: DNA binding; DNA-directed RNA polymerase activity. Gene Ontology annotation, cellular component: RNA polymerase I complex. The record is from RefSeq and is a predicted model, not a curated record. The transcript is spliced from 2 exons.
AUGGCAGGAAACAACAAGCCCUUGUCGUCGGCCACCGGCGGCCUGGCCUUUUCUCGCCUGCCCUCCGACGAGAUCAGAAAGAUCUCGGUCAAACAGAUUCAUGUCACUCCAGCCCUGGAUUCCAUGUUUGGCCCUAUACCAGGUGGUGUCCACGACCUGGCUCUGGGGGCCAUACAGGCAUUGGACUCGAACUGUUCCACUUGUCGCAUGAAUGCCAUCCAUUGUGCCGGCCAUUGCGGACACAUUGAGCUUCCCGUGCCUUGCUACCAUCCUCAGUAUAUCGACUCGACUCUACGGCUUUUACGCGCCAAAUGCGCAUACUGUCACCGCUUCAAGGCAGCGCCCAACUACAUCAAUCAGACCGUCUGCGCUCUACGACUACUGCAAUAUGGGCUCGUGGAAGAACACCAGAACAUCAAGGCCAUGCAUCUAGGUGGGAAGAAGGUCAAGAGGCCAAAGACGGACCACAUUGUCGAAGACAUACUGGAGAACGACGACGAGGAGGAGAUUGACGAUCUGAUCGACCGCCGAACCAAAGCCACGAACAAGGCAAUCAAAAGAGCACGCAGGAAGGGCCUGAUCGACUCGCAGGCCUUAAUUCGAAAUCCCGUGGCAAUCGCCGGUCGCAAGGCCGUCAUCGCGGAUUUUCUUAAAGAGGUGCCUCACUUGAAGAAGUGUGCGAACUGUGGCGGCGCUGCCCAUACGUACCGAAAGGAUCGAAAUGUCAAGAUCUUCAAGAAACCAUUGGCGUUGAGGUUGAAGGAAGAAAUGCGUGUGAUGGGAAGGAAAGCCCCGAAUCCGCUGAUCUUCCUCCAGUCGGAAAGGGCGCAGAAAGAGGAAGUGAAGAUCAAGAAACCCUUGAGCAACGGGGUGCACGAUGAAGAUGUUGCCAUGUCUGAUGCUGCCGACGCCGAGGCUUCAGAAGCGCACGGCGCCGAGGAAGAGAUUGCGAUGCGAAACGCGUUGGAGACGGCUGCGCAGUCGAAGAACGCCGAGUUGGAGGACGAAGAUGACGUGCAGUCAUACAUGACGUCCAACGAGGUGCACGCGGCGUUGACUCUCUUGUUCGACCGGGAGCAGGAAGUGCUCAGUCUCAUGUACGCCUCUCAUCCAGGUCGCAAGCACUCGUCGGUCUCGCCAGACAUGUUUUUCAUGACCGCCGUCCUUGUCCCCCCGAACCGUUUCCGCCCUCUCGCCAGGCAGGGACCUGAUCAGAUGCUCGAAGCACAGGCCAACGGUGUUCUGAACAAGAUCAUCAAAGCUGCGAACGACGUCCGAGGUAUUCUUCGCGACAUGAAGAGAGCCAAAACCGACGACUCGGUGCGCCCUCGCACCCUGAACGACAGCAUUCAGGCUGCGAUCGUUCUACAAGAGACGGUCAAUGCCCUGAUAGAUUCACCCCCGCCAGCUUCUGGCAAGCCCACGGACCAAGGUAUCAAACAGGUGUUGGAGAAAAAGGAAGGCCUGUUCCGGAUGCAUAUGAUGGGAAAGCGGGUGAACUUUGCUGCACGAAGUGUCAUUUCUCCCGACCCCAACAUCGAGACGAACGAGAUCGGCGUGCCCCUUGUCUUCGCAAAGAAGCUUACCUACCCGGAGCCAGUCACGAGUCAUAACUUCGAGGAGCUGAGCAAGGCGGUGAUCAACGGUAUGGACAAAUACCCUGGCGCCGCUGCAAUUGAGAACGAGAAUGGCAUGGUCCUCAGCCUGAAGCGCAAGACACUCGAGCAACGCAAGGCUUUGGCGAAGCAACUCAUGACUUCUACGGUUCCUGGCGCAAAGGGUGAUACCGGAAAGAAAGUCUACCGGCACCUGCAGACAGGGGAUGUGGUCGUCAUGAAUCGACAACCCACAUUGCACAAACCCUCCAUGAUGGGUCACCGAGCCCGUGUGCUGACGAACCAGAAAACCAUUCGCAUGCACUACGCCAAUUGUAACACCUACAAUGCCGAUUUCGACGGUGACGAGAUGAACAUGCAUUUUCCACAGAAUGAGCUUGCACGGACAGAAGCGCUGCAGAUUGCCGACACUGAUCACCAGUAUCUCUCUGCCACUGCAGGAAAGCCGCUGCGAGGUUUGAUUCAGGAUCAUAUCUCCAUGGGCGUUCAGUUUACAAGUCGGGAUAUUUUCUUCGACCGAGACCAAUAUCAGCAGUUGCUAUACAGUUGUCUCAGGCCGGAGGAUUACAACACCGUCUACGAGAAGAUCCAAAUGGUAGAGCCUGCCGUUCUGAAACCGAGAAUGUUGUGGACUGGAAAACAGGUCAUUACGACUGUUCUGAAGAACAUCACCCCUGACCGAUUCCAUGGUCUCAACUUGUCCAGUAAAUCUUCCACCUCGGCCGAGCAAUGGGGUGAAAAGACAUCCAACGACCCGGAAAAAUGGACCGUGACUAAAGACAGCAUUGUCUUCCGCGACACUGAACAGGUGGUGAUAUUCAGAGACGGAGAGCAUUUGUCGGGUAUCCUCGAUAAAAACCAACUGGGACCGAGUGCUGGAGGCCUCAUUCACUCCGUCCACGAGAUCUACGGCCACAUCACUGCCGGUAAGCUGCUGAGUAUACUCGGUCGCCUGCUUACACGAUACCUUAAUGAGCGGGCUUGGACUUGCGGAAUGGAUGAUCUCUACUUGACCCCUGAAGGCGACCGCAAACGACGAGAAGAGCUCACCAGAGCUAAGCAAAUUGGGUUUGAAGUCUCUGCCGAGUACGUCACGCUGAAGGCGGACGGAAUCGACGAACAAGACCCCGAUCUCAUCAGUCGUCUGGAAAAUGUCGUCCGUAACGACGAUCAGCUCAACGGCCUGGAUCAGCUUUACAAGGCCAAAGUCAAGUCCAUCACUGACAAUGUGUCCAAGUUCUGUCUGCCCAAGGGUCUUCGAAAGCCAUUCCCACGCAACCAGAUGCAGGCCAUGACCAUCUCCGGUGCUAAAGGAUCCAGCGUCAAUGCAAACUUGAUUUCCUGCAAUCUGGGUCAACAGGUGCUGGAAGGUCGAAGAGUGCCUGUCAUGGUCAGUGGCAAGACUCUGCCCUCUUUCCGCGCAUACGAGACCGAUCCUGUGGCUGGUGGAUACGUGUGCGGGCGAUUCUUGACCGGCAUCAGACCUCAAGAAUACUUCUUCCACGCAAUGUCCGGUCGAGAAGGGUUGAUCGAUACGGCAGUCAAGACGUCCAAAUCCGGCUACCUGCAGCGCUGCAUUGUCAAGGGUCUCGAAGGACUUCGUACCGAAUACGAUACAUCUGUGCGAGAAAGCUCGAAUGGCAACGUCAUCCAGUUUCUCUAUGGAGAAGACGGGCUUGAAGUCACGAAACAAAAGCAUCUCAAGGAGUUUACAUUCCUCGCUGAAAACCAGCAAUCGGUAGCCACCUUGAUGAAAGCGGAAGAGGUGCUUGAAAAGAUCAAGAAGCCAGAUCUGGAUCUAGCGGACGAACAGAAGGACAUCUUCAAAUCCAUCAAGAAAGGGAAGGCUAAGGACCCCCUGACGGCUUUGUUCACCCCCGCAAGCCACUUUGGCAGCACCUCAGAAUCCUUCGCCGCAGCUGUCAACGCCUAUGUGAAAGAGAACCCUCACAAGCUGAUCCGAGACAAGAAGACGAACCCUGGUGGCAUCAUCUCGAAGAAGACGUUCCAGUCGAUCAUGGAUCUGAAGUACAUGAAGUCCAUUGUGGACGCUGGUGAGGCUGUUGGCGUUGUGGCCGCCCAGUCGGUAGGAGAGCCGUCCACUCAGAUGACACUGAAUACUUUCCAUUUGGCGGGCCAUUCAGCCAAGAACGUCACCCUGGGUAUUCCGCGGUUGCGGGAGAUCAUCAUGACUGCCAGCGCCAAAAUCAUGACCCCAACGAUGACUUUGAAGCCCAUUGAGGAGCUGACCCAAGCGGAGGGUGAGCGGUUUGCGAAGAGUAUCAGCCGUCUCUCACUGGCGCAUGUCAUCAACAAGCUCUCGGUGACCGAACGAGCGGGUGGUGGUGCUGGUUAUGAGCAUGAGAAGAUCUUCGACAUUCGGAUUGACCUGUACGAUCCGGCAGAGUACGAGGAGGAAUAUGCGAUCCAACGUGCCGACGUUCAGCGAUGUUUCGAGAAGCGAUUCUUGCCCCGACUCGACAAGAUGAUCAAAGACGAGUUCAAGAAGAAGGCUCGAGAGGCUUCUCUGUCCGAAACCACUGCCGCCGUCCCCGCUGUUGGUAUUUCCGUCGGUGUGGUCGAAGAGGCCCGACCGACUCGAACACGGACCACAGACAGAGAAGGCGGCGAGGACGACAUCGACGAAGAUGCCGACCCAGAUGAUGCAAAGGACGCGGCCGCACAACGUAGACGGGAAGACACAUACGACGAACCUGACGACGACGAGAAGGGCAUUGCCAACGAAUCCGGCGACGAAGCCAUGAGCACAGACGAGGAGCAAGAGACGCCUACAAAGAAACCGAGCAAGUCGCGACGGAUCUCGAAAGUGCCGCAAACACUGCGUGAACAAGAUCCCGACGACGAUGACGCCGAGGAGACCGACGAGGCUGAAGACAUGGACUCUGAAGAAGAAGCUCGACAGACCCGACUCAAGGCCGACCUGCCACACCUCAAACGAUUCAACUUUGCCCGCAACGCAGGCAAGUCCUGCCGUAUCGUGCUCAGCUACGACUCCAACACGCCCAAGCUGCUGCUCCUGCCGAUCCUGGAGAAAUGCGUUCAUGCCGCGGUCAUCCAAUCCAUCCCCGGCCUCGGCGUGUGUACACUCUUUAUGGAAGAGGUCCACGGCCCCGACGGCAAGCCCGUCAAGCAGAUCAACCAGGAGACCGGGGAGGAAGAGUCGGCCAAAGAGCCGGUCAUCACCACCGAAGGCGUCAACCUCCUCGCCAUGCGCGACUACCAGGACCAAAUCUAUCCGCACUCGCUGUACACCAACUCGGUGCACGACAUGCUCAAGCUGUACGGGGUCGAGGCCGCGCGCAUGACCAUCAUCAAGGAAAUCGACGGCGUCUUCAAGGGCCACGGCAUCACGGUCGACACGCGACAUCUGAAUCUGAUCGCCGACGCCAUGACCAAUUCCGGCUCCUACCAGCCCUUCAGUCGCCACGGGCUGGUCCGAGAAGGAGGCAGCAUCCUCGCCAAGAUGAGUUUCGAGACCGUCAUGGGAUUCCUCAAGGAUGCCGUCUUGUUUGGCGAAAGCGAUCCGCUGUUGGGUCCAAGUGCCAGAAUCGUGGCUGGACGGAGAGGUAAUAUUGGUACUGGUGCCUUUGACGUGGUGAUGCCUGUGCAUUGA